Perca fluviatilis (European perch) is the source of this 8079-nucleotide messenger RNA. RefSeq names its product Ras protein-specific guanine nucleotide-releasing factor 2a (gene rasgrf2a). The record is from RefSeq and is a predicted model, not a curated record. Gene Ontology annotation, molecular function: protein binding; guanyl-nucleotide exchange factor activity. Gene Ontology annotation, cellular component: plasma membrane. NCBI's taxonomy places the organism in Eukaryota, Metazoa, Chordata, Actinopteri, Perciformes, Percidae. Gene Ontology annotation, biological process: positive regulation of GTPase activity; Ras protein signal transduction.
GCGCGCGCGGCGGGCUGCAGGCAGCGACCUGUCUCUUUAAAAGUCGGUGUCAAAGCCGAUUACCGCUGAUCUCCGCCGUGAUUCGGUUUGCACCGUCUGUUCCCUCAAUCUAUUUCUGUCUCCGCGGUGCUGCCGGGACGACGAGCUGUCUUCUUCUUGAGACGUUUUCGUCGCUCAGGUAGAGUAACGACCGAGGGCUCGAGCGCUAGCUAACUCCUCGCCAAAAGUUUGGAGCACGGGAGCGUCGUGGAGUGUUUCCUGCGGGCUUUGCUUUGUGAGAAAGCCCCGACGUUAAAGCCCCAGUUUGCCGGUGAGCUGAGUGUCUUUCCAACUUUUUUCUACCGUGGUAAGCCUGGAUUACUUUCCCUGCUAACGGAGAUAUAUGAACCGCUUUCUCUCUGCUCAUAACGCCAGUGACAGAAAACCGGGAGAUGCAGUGAUGCCUCGGGUUACUGUUUAAAGUUGGCACCAAAAUAAUAAUAAAAAAAAACCAAAUCCGGUUGGACAUAAGAUGCAGAAGGGCGUGCGGUACAACGAGGGCCACGCUCUGUAUCUGUCGGUGGUUGCGCGUAAAGAGGGCUCCAAGCGCGGCUUCCUGAGCAAGAAGACCACGGAGAUCAGCCGCUGGACCGAGAAGUACUUCGCUCUCUACCAGAACGUGCUCUUCUACUUUGAGAACGACCAGAGCACGAGGCCCUCCGGGAUAUACCUACUGGAGGGAUGCACGUGCGAGCGGGCACCUGCACCCAAGGUCUCCGCCAUCAGCAAGGAGCCCAUGGAGAAACAGCAGCACUAUUUCCUGGUGAUUUUUGGCCACGAUGGACAGAAACCUUUGGAGCUGCGGACGGAGGAAGAGUCGGACUGCAACGAGUGGGUGGAGUACAUCCAGCAGGCCAGUUACUCUGACAUUAUCAUCGAGCGUGAGAUCCUGAUGCAGAAGUACAUCCACCUGGUCCAGAUCAUGGAGACAGAGAAGAUCGCAGCCAAUCAGCUCCGCACCCAGCUGGAGGACCAGGACACGGAGAUCGAGAGGCUCAAAGCUGAGAUUGUUGUGUUGAACAAAACCAAAGAGGGGAUGCAGCCGCACCACAACAACAAGAGGAGGGAGGACCCAGAUAUCAAAAAGAUCAAAAAGGUGCAAAGCUUCAUGCGUGGCUGGCUGUGCCGGAGGAAGUGGAAGAUCAUCGUCCAGGACUACAUCAGUUCGCCUCACGCCGAGAGCAUGCGGAAGAGGAACCAGAUUGUCUUCAACAUGGUGGAAGCGGAGACCGAAUACGUCCACCAGCUCUCCAUCCUGGUGAACUGUUUCCUGCGGCCGCUGCGCAUGGCCGCCAGCUCCAAGAAACCUCCCAUCAGCCAUGAUGACGUCAGCACCAUAUUCCUCAACAGGUACAGGGCUGCAGCUAUGGAGACCAUCAUGUUUCUGCACGGAUCUUCCAUCAGGGUCUUAACGCUCGGAGUCGUAACCGGGCCCACGCUAGUCCUGGCGGACCUGUUUGACAUCCUGCUGCCGAUGCUGAACAUCUACCAGGAGUUUGUGCGUAACCACCAGUACAGUCUGCAGGUCCUGGCCAACUGUAAGCAGAACAGAGACUUCGACAAGCUGCUGAAGCAGUACGAGUCCAACGCUGCCUGUGAGGGACGCAUGUUGGAGACGUUCCUCACUUAUCCCAUGUUCCAGAUUCCACGUUACAUCAUCACUCUUCAUGAGCUGCUGGCUCACACACCUCAUGAGCAUGUCGAGCGCAAGAGUAUGGAGUUUGCCAAAUCCAAACUGGAGGAGCUUUCCAAGAUGAUGCACGAUGAAGUGAGCGACACAGAGAACAUCCGGAAGAAUCUGGCCAUAGAGAGGAUGAUCGUCGAGGGCUGUGACAUCCUGUUGGACACGAGUCAGACCUUCGUCAGACAAGGCUCUCUUAUCCAGCUGCCGUCCAGCAGCGAGCGGGGCAUGCUCAGUAAAGUCCGCCUGGGCUCGCUCACACUGAGGAAGGAAGGAGAGCGCCAGUGUUUCCUGUUCACCAAGCACUUCCUCAUCUGUACACGGACGUCUGGAGGAAAGCUUCACCUGCUGAAGCAAGGAGGCACGUUGUCUCUGAUAGAGUGCACUCUCAUCGAAGAACUAGAUGCCAAUGAUGAAGACUACAACGCAGCAGGUCAAGGCUUCAACCACCUGGAGUUCAAGAUUGUGGUGGAGCCUCCGGAUGGUCAGUCCUUCUCUGUCGUCCUCUUGGCUCCUUCUCGCCAAGAAAAGGCUGCCUGGACCAGCGACAUCAGCCAGUGCAUUGAUAAUAUCCGAUGUAACGGCCUGAUGACCAGCGUCUUUGAGGAGAACUCCAAAGUUUCGGUGCCGCACAUGAUCAAGUCUGACACCCGACUGCAUAAAGACGACGUCGACAUUUGCUUCAGCAAGACGCUCAACUCCUGCAAGGUCCCUCAGAUCCGAUACGCCAGCGUGGAGCGCCUCCUGGAACGACUGACGGACCUGCGAUUCCUCUCCAUAGAUUUCCUCAACACCUUCCUCCACACGUACAGGAUCUUCACCACAGCGGCCGUGGUCAUCGACAAGCUGGCGGACAUCUACAAGAAGCCGUUUACCUCCAUACCUGUCAGGUCUCUGGAGCUCUUCUUCGCCACCAACCAGAGCUCGUGGGCGACGGACCCCUUGAACAACAAAUCCCCGAGGCUGUGCCGCAAGUUUUCCUCUCCUCCUCCUCUCACCAUCCCCUCUCGCACCGUCUCCCCCGUCCACUCGCGCAAGCUCUCCCUCAGUUCCCCCAUCGGUGGGAAAGCCGGAGCGUUGGACCUUUCCACCACCCCCACCUCCUCUGCAGCCAGCUCCCCCACCUCCAGCCACAGCCCCUCCAUCUCCUCUCCUCCCCCUACCUCCACCAGGGCCCCCUCUGGCUUCUCCUCUCCUCCGCCCACCGCCACGCGCUCUCCCAGCCUCCCCCAGGCCUCUGGGGUGUCCUCGCCGCCCCCCACCUCCACCAAGGCCCCACUGGACCUCAGCCGCGGUUCCAGCUCGCCAGAGCUGAGCCCAGCUGAAGGGGAGGACGUCAGCGGAGAGCUGCCUCGCAUCGACGCCUUCUGUGGGAAGCUGAGGCGCAGCAUCCGCAGGGCUGUCCUGGAGUCAGUUUCUCUGGACAAGUUUCUUCCUGAAUCCCUGGCCAGCAGCGAGCCGGGCGACAUGUCUCCCUGUCGCUCGCCGUCGACGCCGAGGCAUCUCCGCUACAGACAGUCGGGAGUCACACCGGGGGAGAACUCCCGCUGCACGAUGUCGCCGGCUUCAGCGUUUGCGAUCGCCACUGCUGCUGCCGGGCACAGCAGCUCCCAGGGUUUUAGUAAUUCUGAAAAAGUCUGUGACAAAGAAUUCAUCAUCCGGAGAGCUGCUACCAACCGAGUCCUCAACGUGCUGCGACACUGGGUCUCCAAACACUCGCAGGACUUUGACAUGAACAGUGAGCUGAAGAUGGGGGUGAUCGGUCUGUUGGAAGAGGUGCUACGAGAUCCAGACCUGCUGCCUCAGGAGAGGAAAGCAACAUCAAACAUAUUAAGUGCCCUUUCUCAAGAAGAACAAGAUGAUGCUCAGCUGAAGAUAGAGGACAUAUUACAGAUGGUGGAGAGUCCGAAGGCCGAGUGUUUUGAGUCUCUCUCAGCCAUGGAGCUGGCAGAACAGAUCACACUCCUGGAUCACAUCGUGUUCAGGAGUAUUCCCUACGAGGAGUUCCUCGGUCAGGGCUGGAUGAAGGUCGACAAGACCGAGAGGACGCCGUACAUCAUGAAGACCAGCCAGCAUUUUAAUGACAUGAGUAACCUUGUGGCGUCUCAGAUAAUGACCCACACUGACGUGGGCUCCAGGGCCAGCUCCAUAGAGAAGUGGCUAGCGGUGGCCGAUAUCUGCCGCUGCCUCAACAACUACAACGGCGUGCUGGAGAUCACCUCGGCGCUCAACCGCAGCGCCAUCUUCAGGCUGAAGAAGACCUGGGCAAAAGUCUGCAAACAGACAAAGGCGCUCAUGGACCGCCUGCAGAAGACGGUGUCAUCAGAAGGGAGGUUCAAGAAUCUCAGAGAGACACUGAAAAACUGUAACCCUCCAUGCGUCCCAUACCUGGGCAUGUACCUCACUGACCUGGCUUUCAUUGAGGAGGGAACACCCAACUUCACGGAGGAGGGCCUGGUUAACUUCUCCAAGAUGAGGAUGAUUUCUCAUAUUAUCCGGGAGAUUCGUCAGUUCCAGCAAGCACCUUACAGGAUAGAGCACCAACCAAAAGUGACUCAGUUCCUCCUGGAUAAGACACUAGUGAUGGAUGAAGAUACCCUUUAUGAGCUCUCACUGAAGAUCGAACCUCGAGUACCACCUGGUUAACAUUUCACACCCAAACAUAUUAACACAGACGUGAUAUACAAAAUAUAUCCAUCUAACAAUAUCAGUGAUUAACGCAACUUGAGAUUCUUUCUUAAUAAAGCAGGGGUUGUUUUAUGAAACACCACCAGUUAUUGUGCUAAGGAAACUCAGGAGAAAAUGUGCCUUUUUGUGUAAAUAUCUGAUGUGUACAUUUAGUAAACAGAAUGAACUGUAUAACAUACACAACUCUGCCAUACAAUCGUACAGUUAUGACUGUAGAAACACUCAUGUUGGCUAGCCAAACAUGGCACUAGUAAGUAACAGUUGCUGCUGUCACAUUGUAAAUACCAAACAAUCUGCCUCUGUAGUCUUGCACAUAAACAUUGUCAGAUGAGUUUUACAUUAUUUAUGUAAUUAUGGCCAGAUUAACCUGCUUAUCCAUAGAGAGGCGAAGUCCUUCCCCUACCGGUGGACCCCCAUGGGACCUUAUUUAGGAAAAAAUAUGUACUGUAGUUAACGGCGAGAAAUAAAUAAAUAUUUGAUCCCAUUUGAAUUGAGACACAUAAAAUGUUGGUCAAUUUAAAAGAUAAUUUUUUAAAUCAAGAAAGUCUGUCGAAAAACUGUUGAAGUAUAAGACUGAAAAUACGUAAUUAAAUACGUAAUUAGAAAGACUAAUCAUCCCAAAGUAAGUGAUGUCUUGCUGAAGCUACAGUGUCUGUGUUGUGUACUGGGAUGUAACUCAAACAAACAGGUCUUGCUCAUUCUUUCUCUUCCCGGCUGAUGAAAAGAUGCCGGUUAAAACCCAUCAGGUAAGAUAAGGUUACAUCUGUUGUGGAUCAGAGCUAAGUUAGCUAGCUAGCUAGCUAGCUUGCAACCGGAGCAGUUAGCAAGCUUAUGUAUAUUGUGUGAGAUUAGAUAUGUAGUUCACUGAGCGGUUUCACUACGGCAAACCUACAACAAACUGACUUUCUUCACCUGCAAAUUGUUUUAAUCUGACAAUAUAUGUGUAAUUCAUGGCUCAAUUUAAAUAGGCUCAAAAAAGUAUUAUUUCUCUCGCCGUUGGACUACCGGACAGAUUAUUUUUUUACAUAAUUAGGUCCCAUUGGGUCCACCGGAAGUAGAGGGACUUUGCCUCUUUAUUGGGCCCAAGGUUUGCUGUGUGGUUGAAAUAUGCACUAUUUACACAAAGCCUCUGCACAGGAUAUACAAAGUGAAAUGGAUGCUGUGUGCCAGUGGAAGUCGCUCUCUGGAAGCAUAGGCAGAAAAAAUGUUUUGGCCUCUUGGAGGCAGUGCUACAAGCUGUAAACACAACAUUGAUUGAAAUCAUCUCAAGGAGAUAUGGUCUCAGUGCUGAUGAAAGGUCUGGCUGAACCCAUCAUAAUUCUAGGAGAAAAAACGCUUUAAGUUUGUAUUUCUUUAAACCAAUCUCAAUCGUCUUGGGCGGCAUUAAACUCCGGAUGCAGUGACUGUGACCUUGCAAAAUUGUGAAACUUGUUUUGGUGGAACAUUUGCACGUGGGUAGGCGAUCCCUGUCAUUGAAAUGGCUAAAUCCCUCCAAAAGAAAAUGCUGCUACAACUUUUAGAGCCCUAGGGGUGAAGCCUGCCUAAACUUCAGCUCAGGAGGAGCUCACUGGACUUAUGGUGCGUUCCAUUUACCGGGGAAUGGCGUCACACCCACGUUAGUCUCGCUUUGCCAGACCUUCCUCCACAGCACUGUGAAGGAGGGUCCGGCUAGUCCUCUCAGCAUUACGGGACGGGAUAAAAACGUGCUCUGGUUUAUGGGGAUUUCGUAAAACCAAUUACAAUCGUCAUAGGCGGCGCUAAUGUGUACGUUUCGUUGUUUUAGUCGUGCAACAGGAAACUCCGAUUGGCCAGAUAGUCUAGCUAGCUGUCUGGAUUUACCCUGCAGAGAUCUGAGGAGCAGUUAACCAUAGUCCUCACAAAUCAGCCGGAGUUUAAAACGCCAACACAGAGACAGAGGAAGGUGACGCACAUCUGGCUGAGAAAAGUGAAAUCCAGCGGAAUUUCUGACAGCAACGGAGCGAUCCCGGAAGUGGAACAUCGUGGAUAGGGACUACCCCCGAGUUAACCGCGCUCCAGUAAAACAAGUCGGAAUAACUUAUUUCACAGUGGGGUUUAUUCUAUCCAGGUUAGCCAUUGUUAGCAAUACCAGUUGAUAACGCAUUUUUUGCACAUACAAACAGCGUAACAUAUCGCCAGAAGUUGGACAGGACUGUGUACGAUUUAGUGAUUCAAAAAUAAGACAAAAGAGCUUAUUUACUGUAUAGAACUACAGCUUCACUACUGUUGAUGCACAGAGCAGCCAUGUUGGAUUUUGAGGUCUGGGUACUGUGUAGAGGAUGGAAACCCGACCCAAGCCCGACGGUACCCAAUGGGCUGGGCCAGGUUCGCACAGAUAUUUAGAAAUGAUGUUUGGGUCGGGCUCCGUCACAUCAGCGCGAUAUGAUUGGGCCUCUUGUGUUAACGCUUGUUCCUCGUGUGCGCUGAUCUGUAGACCUUUCCGAAUGCCUUCCUACAGUAGCUUAAUAAAAGCUUUCCACACAAACAAACGUACAUGUGUCAUUAGUAUGAGAAAACAUCGUCUGGCUCGGACGUAAAUAUCUUAAUGCCUGUCGGGUUCGGAUACCGCUCUGUCGGACGCGGGCCGGGCUCGGACAGAAAAAUGCGGCCCGAUCUGCACUCUAGUACUGUGAGGUUCUUCAACUUUUCCUAGUCGAAAAUCUGACUUCAGGGGGCAUUCCAGUUGAAAUUUCCGACUCGGAAAUUCCAACUUCAGAUUUCAAAUGGAACGCACCAUACGCAGCUCAGAGUCGUGCAUAUUCCCAGACGAAAUGACAAUGAAUCAAAUGACCACAAACACCCACACAGUGAACCUGAAGCAGUUGGGGGCCCCCUGGGGGUGUAAGGUGUACCCCGUUGGUAGUCCAGCCUCAUGUAUAUGUGUGCGUCGAGACACACUGGGUUCCCUAAACAGCUGGAGGACAGUUAAAAUAUUGUAUCUUUACGUAAUACUUUCUGGCUCGCCUGUUUCUAAAGGUUUAUCUUUUAUUGUAUUUGCAUGUUAACUGCAAAACUCUUUUGUAGUUUACACACAAAAUCAGAAAAUAUGGUCACAGCAAACAAGAUUUACAUUUUAUUCAUCUUUCUUGACAUUCAAAUGCAUUUCUGCUACAAAUCAUGUCUUUUCAGUGUCAGUGAUUUUGUACACACAACGUUCUGAUUUUAAUAAUCUUUCUGCUCUUUUUUUAAAGAGUCUCGGCCUAAAAGGUUUCUUACAUGAUACAAAGCCCUUCGGUUAAAUUUCUUUAACAUGUAUCACUAUUAUAGGUUCCUUGUCAAUGUGAUCUUUUAAUCAUAUUUCAAACCUUAAUUGUAUUAGUAAUAGUAAUACCUUGGCACUAUUGAUACGUAAAGAAUGUCAAUAGACUCCGUGUUUCUAGCAUGAAUAUAGCAUGAUGUCCCUUCUGUCCUUCAGAUUACUGUUCUCUUUAUAGUUGACUGUUACUGACUUUUGUUAGAUUCAUUCAUUUAUUUUGGCACAUUCCUGAUGGCAGGAAUCUUCAAACUCUUAAAAGCAUUAGCGUAUAAGACCCCGUGCUUUCUUACAGUACUGUAUACUUUGAAAUUCCAGCUUUGCUGUUGUAUUUUUCCAUGCAUUUCUUUGUGUAAUGUACAGAUAUUUACACCCAAUAAAAGCAAACAAAAGUGAAUUA